Molecule: messenger RNA, 1167 nt
Organism: Saccoglossus kowalevskii
Lineage: Eukaryota; Metazoa; Hemichordata; Enteropneusta; Harrimaniidae
Product: C-reactive protein 1.1-like
Source: RefSeq, a predicted model, not a curated record
AUGGCGUUACCUGAAACACCAUUCUACUAUGCACCAAACAAUGCACUCUUGGACUUCUACAAACAGUCUGAUGUAGCCAUCACUACACCGAUACCAGAACUCACUGAAUUCACUGCCUGUGUGUGGAUCAACUCCAUUGACAACAAGGUAGCAUUAUUCUCUUACGCUAUAAGUGAUACAGAACUCAAUGAGAUACUAGCCUGGAAUCUAAUUAGUCCCAAACUGGAUAUCAAAGACGAACGUUUCGGGGUGUCUCAAACAGCAGUGAACGAUGGUAAGUGCCACCAUCUGUGUUUCACCUGGACGUCCUCUACUGGUCGCUGGGAGAUAUAUAUUGAUGGUAAUUUGGAUGAUUGGGGCUAUAAAGGACAGGGGAGCACGAUCAAAGGAAAUGGUGUUCUCGUACUUGGUCAGCGUCAGGAUCUUUUAAGAGGAAGAUAUGUCGCAGGUCGAGCGUUUGUUGGAUGGAUGACGAAAUUCAACCUGUGGGGAAGCGUUCUCAGCACUAGUCAGAUCAAUGACGUCAUGAAUGAUGAUUCAAAUACGUUGGUGGGUGAUGUGUAUGCCUGGGAUCUAGACACUCUUGAUAUUAAAGGAACCGUAGAGGUCAAAUAUAUCGAUAUAUGCUCUGGUGGCGCUGUUAGAUGUGAUCCUCACUUCACAACGUUGGAUGGUCGCCAUUACAGUCAUCAAGGAAUAUGCUGGUACACUCUGGUAAAGGACUGCUCCAGUGUCAACCCAGACUUCGAAAUAACUGCUAAAUUCGAGCCUCGACAAAAUAGAAGCAACGAAGAAAUCAAAACCAGGGUCGUUGCUAUUAACAUAACUGCUGGCGAUGAAUAUGUUCGUGUGAAUGGACUUGACGUAGUUACAGGAAAUCUUAAUGGAUUGUUUUCCGGACUAACAAAGAUCGAUGUUUCUCAAGUACACGAAAAGGUGUUAGUGAGUUUCACAUUGAAGGAUACCGUCUUCAAAUUAGAUUGGACUUUGCGGAAACACGUCUUCAACGUUCAUAUUUUUGGUUCAGACUAUCGUGGUAAAUUCUGUGUGGACUUUUGGGCAAUUAUAACGACAAUAUCCAUGAUGAUUUCCAAGAAGCCUGAUGGUACUAUUGCGGAUAAUGCCAUUGAAUUUGGUGAAAGUUGGAAAAUACAAGACAUUGAGUAA